Babesia ovata is the source of this 11709-nucleotide messenger RNA. RefSeq lists its product as uncharacterized. The record is from RefSeq and is a predicted model, not a curated record. Lineage: Eukaryota; Apicomplexa; Aconoidasida; Piroplasmida; Babesiidae. The transcript has 3 exons. The coding region runs from base 1 to 11709 and encodes 3902 amino acids.
AUGCCCGCUCAUCAUCAUCGAUGCGCUCAUCGACCACUCAUCGACCGCCCAUCAUCGACCCUCAUCGACCAUCAUCGACCAUCAUCGACCGCCCAUCGACCGGCUCUUGCCCUCGCCGCCUCAUCAUCGCCUCGACCGCCGCUCGCCGCUCGCCAUCGACCGCCUGAUCGCGCUCAUCGCGCUCUCAUCGACCAUCGCUCAUCGCCAUCAUCGCGCCGCAUCGCAUCGUCAUUCGGAUCUCCUGCCUUCGCACAUCAUCAUCAUCGGUCGGUUAAACAUGGCAAUGGUAAGGAUGGCCUCGGACCUUUGGCUGAAGCAUUGAAAAAGUUGAUUAAUAACGCUAUUUCUAAGGCCACAACUUCCCUCCAACACAAAUCCGACAAGCUCUCUUGCUCUCCAAAUCCCUACGCUGCUGACUCCUACUGUAGUCAGCUUGAUGAGCAGAUUAAGUCCAAAAAUGAACAACUUAAAUCACUUGAUAAAGACUCUAAUAAAUCUCUAAUAAAUACUUUAGAAGCUGAAAUACAGCGCCAUAAAUCCAACAAAGAUGACUGCACUAAGUCCCAUUUCAUGGACGAGCAGCGUGCGUCCUCCCUUGAGGAGGAAGUGCAUCAUGGCAUUGAUGUUAUUGUGAAGCUUACACAGUUUAGUGGCUCUGAAAAGAGCAUUGUAACACUAAUUAAUAAAGAAAUUAAGAGGCUUGAAAAGCAGCAUAAUGACUGUCAAAAAUCUCCGCAGCCUCAUGACCCUGGUGACUGUCCUCAGCAUAAAAAGCUUGAGGAGCUUAAAGAGAAACUUGAGACAUUGAAACAGAAUAAAGAUAAAAGUCCACAUGAUUUAUUGAAUAACCUGUGCUCUGGCUUGGAGAAGUUCCUUGGUUACCAAGAAACUUCCAAAGGCUACGAUGGCACGGGCAUCGUGUACUCCGACCUUGACAGGCUGUGCGACGGGGUGAUGUCUUUCCUUCAUGGUGUUCUCCAAAGUGUGAAGGAUGAUGAUAACGUUAUAACAUACAAUAAACAUAUUACUCAGAAUAAUUUAGAUAAUGUUCUAAAACUUCUUACUUCUUCAAUUGGCAAAGGGCGUUCUGGCCUUUCGGAGUCUGUUACCAAGGUAAGUGGGUGGUUGGAUAGACAUGGUGCGCAGGUGGAGGAGAGGACUGGAGGAGUGAAGAGCAAAUUAGGUGAGUUGAUUGAUAAAUUAUCAUCUCCUUCAGGUAAAUACUACAAUCAAGUCUACGACAAGACCGACUUAAAUGGGCAGCUGCACGAGUGGACCAAGACUCUCCAAGGGAUUUCUCAAGAGCUCACAAUAAUAGAAACACAACAAAUUAAUGUCUUAGAUAGCGCACUUAAGGCACGCAUAAUGCACAAAAUAGAGCCGAUUCAGAAGUCGGUUGAGGUGCUGCUUGGGGCGGCUAGGGAGGAUGGGCUUGAGAGAAAGGUGAAGGAGGUGGAUGAGGCGUUACAGAUGGAGCUGUGGAAAUUAUUGGACAAAAUAGGGAAGUUGGAGCAUAUUAAAAGGGAGCAGUUCGACAUAAUUAAAAGAGCGAUAAAAGAUGCGCAGCAUUUUAUGGACAACGGUUUUGACUGGGACUAUAGGUAUAAAGUUCUUGGAAUGUUUGAAGACAUAAAGAGGAAUGUUGAAGACGCUCAUAACGCAUUACAAAAGAAAAAAGGAGAGAUAUCUGGGUGGGUUGGAAAAGCCCAGACGGCGUUUAACACAAUCAAAAAUGGAGUUGUAGGAGGGCCGACCGCUCUAAUCAGUAUAGAUAAACAUUGGACAGAUCUUAAAGAGGAGAUUACCGGACUUGUUGAGGGUUUUAUUGGUAAGGAAGAGGGUGAUACAGGUGAUGGACCGAAUGGUCUUCUUAAUGAAAUUGAAAAUGGCCUCAUGAAUUAUGGUGGAGGCUUCGAUCAUAAAUUUAAGUCGGCGAUUGGCAGUAUAGUUAAGGAACUGGUUGAUGAAGAUAAAGGAGAAAAGGGGUAUCUGUACACAUAUGUCAGUGAGAAUAAACGUCAGAGAAAAUUCUUAGAUUCUGUGCAAAGUAAUGACAUUCGAACCAUUCUUAAUCAAGUGACGCCAAAAGUUAUAUCUCACAUUACAGAAAAGCUUCAGCAACAUGUCGAGAACGUCAAUAUAAGUGAUGUUCGUGAGAUUGAAAAAAUGUUGGACGCUGUUAAGAGGUGUGUUUCUAAUUUCUCGAAAACUUUUAGUCAACAUAAUGAGCUCCAACACGACACAAUAGCCACAGAAAUUGAAGCCAUGUUUACAUCCGAUCCGCCGUUGUUGCCCGCAGUGUCCUCCGAUUCUCCUGCUAAGCCGUAUCUCACUCAAGCCGUUUCCACCAUCCUUACCGCAGUGAAGUCCGCAGCCCAGCGAGUAAAAGAUGAACUCGAAUCUAUUACCACCGACAAGCUUAACAUAAAAUAUAAGCUGGGGAAAAAUGUAGACGAGGCCAUACAGAAAGUGGAAAGUUUCCGCACCACUUUCGGUCCCACUGCCGGAGAUAUUGAUUUUGCAUUGAAUCAGGUGAAACCAAAAAUUGAUGAACUUGGUGAAAUUUUAGAGGAUACUGGCAUAACACUGAAGACUGAUGUCGACGGGCUGACCAGUGUUCUAACAGCACUUGAUAACCUUAAAAAAGAAAACUCCGGCGGUGUAGAUGGUGAGAUAAACAAAAAGAAGAAAGAAGCCGAUGAGAAAAUGAAUGGGCUAAAAACUGAAAUCAAAUACAAACUUCAUGUCAUCGAAUGGAAUACGAGAGAUGCGGAUGCAACAUUGACACAGGAGAUAGAUGCUGUAGAAAAUGCUAUCAAGGAAUCAUUCCAAACACUCACCUCCGAGGUCCGCACCCUAUUCGCCCAGGGCCACAAAGCCGACCUGGCGGCGCUCAAAACGCUGAUAGAGGAGCAGAAGGAGGAGAUAGAGAAGAUAAUCGAGAAGGAUAAAAGCAACGGUGUUAAGGGGCUUUUAAGAGAAAUCCAUGAUCAUAAUACAACUCUUGAUGAUAUGGCGAAAAUCGCAAAAAGGACAGUUUCCAAAAGCUCCGAAUAUUCCAAAAAUUUCACAGAACUGUCCGACGCACUGAAAUGGUAUUUAGAUGCAAUAUUGUAUUAUACUAAAGACCUAGCGAUGACCACGAAUCCAGAUAAGCCAUCCGAAAAGCGAGGAAAUAAUGAGUCUGCUAAGCUCGACAAAAUUAGACUCCGUGUCGACGCUUUACUGGAAUAUCUGAAAUAUCAUGAUCCCGAUAGAAAGUAUAUUUUUGACCACAAUUCCACCAGAUACCUUACCGAAUUAAAUGAAUCAAUCUCCUCCCUCUCCCCCUCCACGUUCCACGGCUUCCACAACCCGCUGCUUCUCGACGCCCUCAAGUCCGGCAUGACGCAAUUCACCGAGCAACUCGUCCACGCGUACGUGAAUAAGUAUAGCGGUAUGAAGUUUGGUCCUUUGACUGAAGAAGACACAUCCAAACAACCAGCCGUUACCGUCCUUUCCACCGAGGGCCGCAACUGCGCCAAGGUAUGCCUGACCAUACUGGAGACGUUGAAUGAGGACUUGAUGGAAUUAAAAGAGAGAUGCAAAUUUGAAUGGCAUUCAAAAGAAAUCCACCGCAUUAGCGGACUUGGCGCUUUCUUCAAUGGCUGCGGUUAUAUUGUGUCCGAUAGGGGUAAGCAGGACGGUGAAUUACAGAGAUCUGAUGAGAUGACAGGUGAGAAGGUCUUUCAGAAACUUACUGCUAAACUUACGAACACCAGCGAAAUUGAUAAACACCUUAAAGAGUGUGAAUCAAAUAAGGAUGACAAGAAAAACAAGCCGAAGAAAGAAGAAGACUUCAAUCUCUCUGACCUGCUCAAGUGUCUUCACCAUCACUUAGAAGAGUAUUAUUCCGUCGGUCACUAUGCAACUUUCACCUCUAAAAGGCAGCCGUGCAGUGUAUAUGAGAUGCUUGUGUGGUGCGCUGGUCUCACGUAUAAUCCUGUAAAUUCAGUUAUGCGUGCCAUCACCAUCAGUGAGCUGUUCGAGGAUCCAAAUAAGCAGGACUCAGAGGAGGAGACUGCAACACUUAUCAGCUACCAAAGCAUACAUGCUUCUCCUCACCCAAUCAGAUAUAAUAACGUCGUAAUGUCGCUCGGCGAGAUGUGUUCUCUAUCCUACGACGUCUUGACCAGAGUCCUUGGGACCGGCGACGAACAUACCGUCUAUGCCAGUGACUUCUGUAACAACUCUCACGGUUUUAAAUAUCCUGGUAGCGGUAAAGAUUGUCUUGACAUGUUGUUAGAUAUAUUGCGUAGAUUGUUCCCACCGCUUAAAUUCCUGCUCAGCCAGUGUAGUUAUCCGACUGCCAUUGGCGGUUGGUCACAGUGCCAGUACGGCAAGGAGAUCCCUCCCGCCAAGUGGCCGUGUAGUGACCACUCAAACAGCAAACCAAAAGGUCAACCAAAGGGCCAGGCAACUGACCAACCAAAGUCAGAACCUGUGUGCCAACCAAAAUCCCCUCUACAAAGCUAUCUAAAUGACUGCCUACCCGGUCAGCUACCGCAUAGGCUAAGCGAUAUAGGCUGCAGAGCCAAAUGUUCUACGUGCCCCGCUAGUACACCAGGAAUGCCCUGUCUCACUCCAUUAGGCUUUAAGGCCUUCUCUGGUAGUACGCGUACCGGUAGGGACCUGUGUAACAUGCUAGAGAAAUUCUUCAACAAUGCGUACGUCACAUCGCUGUUCUGUCUGCUACCCAAAUCACCGUCCACGCUUGCAGAACACUUCAGCUUUGUGUUGUCGCUACUUAAAAGUAUAAAUGCCCACAAUACUAAGCGGAGUAAUGACGUCAAAUCAUUGAAAGAUGAAUUCGAUACAUCAAUCAGUAAACAAUCCAUUACCCUCUACCAGAAUACCUCCACGCUUACCGAUGCACUUGGUAACGCGUAUGGCAGUAGCCAGAGUACGCAUGAUAAAAAUAAACAUCAAGCAAAACUGGUUAAAGACGGAGAGAAUGAACCUUCAAAGGCCGACGUGUCCAGUCUAUGUAUGACUGUUACAUGUCCUGGUGAGCAAUGUGCUCCGUAUAUAUCACCGCUAUGCUGCGACACGUAUUAUUACUUAGGUAACAAACACUCUAACACAUACCUCUCCUGGGCCAUCUACCUCCCAUGGACAUUCUGGGACCUACUCAACAAUCUCUAUAAUUCCUUCUGCUCUAUCACUUGUGCAGAUUGGGGAUGCAGAGGAUGUCUCAGAGGGGACAAGUGCAAGAGUGGCAAGCAUGGCGUCGUAGAGGAUGAGAAGAAAGCAGAUGCCAAUUGUCAGUGUGAAUCCAUAGUAUCCUGCAGAGGCGUGGCACCGACGCUCUACCAGUAUGGAUUCAGCUUCGGCGAGGCGUCGACGUUGAAUGGUAAGACGCCGAAGAAGUGUAAGGAUUUCUGUAGUCAAUUACAUAAGGUGUUACAAUCACGGUAUUUCCAAGAUCUGUUCAAGGAGUGCGACAAAUUCCUUUAUAUUAUCAGAUCACCAUUCAUGAAUACGUUGUUAGCCCUCUGGUCGCUCGCGCUCCUGUACCUGCUGCACAUCGCCGUCGUCCGCCUCGACGUCCUGAGGAUACGCUCCCACCUGCGCUCACCCGCAAGCCACCGCAUCGCCGCACAGUCGCUGCUCGCCGCCGCACGCGUCAAGGCACUCGCCAACGUCAAGGGAAAAGCCUUGGAUGAUAUUGAUGCCCGUCGUAUUUCCCUUGGUCAGCUUGCUGGACAGCUUUCGGGGUUUAUUGGCAAAAGUGACGAAGUUGAAAAAGCAAUUUUGAAUGGCUUGCACAGCAAUGUAACUCAGCUUGAAAAGCUUUUAGGAGCAUCUUGCGGUGAUGGGGGGUGUUGUAAGUAUAAUGAUGAAAAAAAUAACCUUAAUAACGUCAAUGAGACACUUAAAAAUCACCUUAAAGAUGAACAAAAAGCCUCUGAAAUCCUUGCUAAAAUCCUUUCUGCGUGCAAUUUAAAUCCGUCUGAUGGUCCCUUAAAAGAGCUUAAAGAUGAAAUUACUCAAAAAAUUGAUGACCUUAAUAAAAGCAUUGAGGAGCUUAAAAGGCUUAAUAAUGAUGAUAAUAAAAGUAAAAAUGCCUCUGAAAUUGACAAGCUAUCUAAAUCUCUUGAGUCUCAUAAUGCUUCCUUGAAGUCUCUUGAGACACUGAAAGAGCUUUGUGAUUUUGCUGAGAAAAUUGACAAUAAUAAUGAAAAUUGUAAAAACCUUUUAGAUAACCUCUGCACAGGCCUCGAAAAUUUUCUCGGCUACAGUAAUGGUAAUUACACCGGCUCCGGCAUCGUGUACUCCGACCUUGACAGGCUGUGUGACGGGGUGAUGUCUUUCCUUCAUGGUGUUCUAAGUAACAUCCAGCCUAAAUUAGGUCAGCAUAAAACACAAAUUAGCGUUGCACUUAACUCACUUAAAGACACAAAUAAUAAUGGUAUUGCUAAAUACAAGGCGGCGAUAGCCGAGGUGGCCAGUGGUGUACGUGCAUAUAAUGAGAGAGUGGAGCGUUCGAAUUCUAAGGUGAGCACGCCAAUGAAUGUGUUGAUUAAGUACGUCAGAGAAGAUGGUAAGUUUUUUAGUACUGUUAAUAAUUUGCAGAUGACGGAGAGCAGUGACCGCCAUGUGGUUGACGAGGCUGAGAAGCUUAUUAUCACCACUCUGGAAGAGUGCCAGAAGAAAGCCUCCACAUUUAAUAAAACCUUUAAUCUUGACACUGAGACAGACAUGAAUAAUGCUAUAGAUGAUCUUAAUCCUAAAUUGCGUGAUCGUGUUCUUACAGCGUUGAGGGCGGUAGCCCAUGAGAGUAAUAGGCUGGACUCACUUCGUAGGAAAGAAGAAAGCGACUUGGAUCAGAUGACUGCUAAAAUUACUGACGUGCUUGCUGGUGUUCAAGAAAAAAUGAUUUGCAAAAUCGACGAGAAAGUUAAGCAACUUGUUCGUGAGUUACAAGCAUUCUUUCAGAAGAUUAUCGAUCAGCUUGACGGCAUUGACGCGCAGCUGUAUCAGUGCGUUGAGGCGUUAGAAAAAUGGAUAAAAUCUGCAGAUAAGAUUGUCAACGAAGGCAUUGUUAGGGCUACGCAACUCGAAAAUAAGAACGUCGCUUGGGGAGCUAAGCAAGGCAUCGAUGAUGUUGUAAAAAAAAUUAACAAGGGAUUUAUAGAUGCAAAAGGAUAUGUCGAUGAUUUAGUUCAGAAAGCCCUCGCGCAGGUGCAAGCCAUGGACGCGGCGCUCAAGGGGGAUUUGAAGAGGGUGAAGGAGGGGAUAAGGGAGGCGAUAUGGCAAGAGAUUCAGAGAUUGAAGGAUUCAGAUAAUCUUGGUAAGAUGGAUGAAAAAGUAAGGGAUGGAUUGAUUUUGCUGCAAGGGCAAAUUGUUGGUGAUCUAAAGGGGCAUGUUAACAAGGUUCUUGGAGCUAUUAAAACCGACGUGGAUAAAAUUCUUGGUGGCAACGGAAAGGAUACGGAUAAAGGUUUGAAGGGGAUUAAAACAAAGAUUGUUGAAAAGUACGCCAAGGGAUUUACCAGCAGUGAUGGGUUUGCGAAUUUAGUGCAGCAGUGGAUUGAUGAGAUUUUGAAGAAGGAUGAAAUUGUGAAACAGGAAAUUAAAGAUUGUAUUAACCAAUACAAUUCUAAUGUUAAUUUUGAUACGGAAGUUAUUGAUAAAAGCAUGUUGAAAAUUCAUACAGGAAAGACGUCUGUCAUUGCAGAGAAAAUUAAGGAGCAUAUGAAAGAUGAGCUUAAAGUCGAAAUGAAUAACGCUAGCGUCGACCCCCGUGGUGAUGUGCCAAAUGGCGUUCAAGCAAAUAUUCAAGCUGUAUACAAGUGCAUCGAACAAUUUGCCACAUCUCUUGGGGAGAAGAUUAAGGAGGGACAAAAAAAUCCUGGUGAAAAAAAUUCUUUUGUUGAAAGCAUUGCCACAGCUAUUCAGAAGGUUGUGGUGAAAGAUGAUGGUAUUAGUACCAUACACCAUCUCAAAUCUGCAGCGCGUGCAAUUGUAACCGCCUUGCAUUCCGUCGCCUGGAAGGGGGCUGAGCAGCUGAAAGCAGUUCUUGGAAUUGAAGAUACAGAGAUACAAAUCGGUACUAGCGUGGACAAAGCUUUGCAGUUGUGCGAGCCGCUUUCCAACAAGCUCGGCACGGCGCAAAACACUGGCAAUGGUUCUCUCCCUUCUUCUAGCCAAAAUGUUGAUCUUACAAAUUACAAUGUAGAAGAUCACAUCAAGGCGCAAAUCUACAAACACGUUCCCCAGCAGGAGAGUGAAAUAAUUGAGCGUUUUAAGAAAGGCCUCAUGACCGCUUUCCACAGCACCAAUACUAAGCUAAUUGCUGCGUUACAGCAGAAGCAGGGCCUUGAUCUGAAGGUUGAGCAGACGCUGAAUGACAAGAUAGGGACGGACAACGGAAACGCAGGCAAGGACGGCGGCACAAUUUCCAAAUUUCCCAUGGGGAAAUUCUCCCGAUACCAAGACUUCGUCAAGCAAGGCGCAAUGUUCGCCUCCAAACAAGCCUCUGACCUACAAGGCAUCCCAGCCGAAGGCUCCCUCCCCCAGGCCAUCGGGGAAAUCAAGCAGUACGGCUUGACCGGUCUGAAAGAUAAAUUAGGCGCAACUGAAACCGAAAAGCAGAAUAUAACUAGCGGCUUCCUCAACGACAUCACAACAAAUCUCGAAGCUCUCCUCGACACAGUUUCUCGAACCGGCAAAGCUGUUAAGCAGCAAUUGACUCAGCUUCAAACCAAUAUUGGCCAGAACUCUAAGGCGCCUUUAACGGAAACUCAACUUAGGAAAAUUAAAGAGAAUCUUCACGACCUCCGAAAAGUCACGUUAGCGAAGGUCAUUAAGGACACUAAAGAAUUCCUCAGGCCACACGCCGAACUUGCUGGUAUGAGAUGCAUCUCAGCGUUGCAGGGCGACGUCAGACAACAGAUAGACGAUGCAAAAAGGCAACUGACCAUCCAGGCAAAAAAGCAAUACGUCAACUCUGUUAAGGAGUUGCUGUUGGCCUUUGCAAGCAAAGUCAACGAUGAACUCAGAAGGCUGCCGCGAGAAAUUGCCCGUGAUUUGGAGAUUGGCCACAAAGGAUUCAUGAAGAAGAUGGAGGAGCAUUUCGUCAAGACCGUUACAGGACUUCGAGACUUAUCUCCGACGUCCCCUCCAAUAACCACAUCCAAGGGCCGGAAAUUUUAUCCGCUCAGCCAGGCAUCCUCAAAAUUGAAUAAGGCCUACAGUGCAUUCUUCAGCCACUUGGCAUCUCAGUCAGACUUCAAGUCUGACUUUGACAAAAUCAAGGCUUCAAGUGAAGCUAUGUACAAUUUGCUCAACAAACUCGUCACUUCGCAGCACUUUAACCAUGACUUUAGUAAUAAUUUAGAGUCACUCGAAAAAACAUUCACUACAUUUAAUCCAAAAUCAUACGGCGAAGCCAAGAGCCCUUUGCUACUCAACGCUUUGAGACAGGGCUUCUCGGAUUUGGUCGUCGAACUCCAAUUAGCGUACAUAUCCGCGUACGACGAUGCCACAAUUAACUGGGAUGACGAACACAAUCCCGAAAAGGGGAUGUGCGCCAAAGCCUGUCUCAGCAUUGUGCCCACAUUAUUUACCGCUUUAACGGAUCUCAAAAAAUGGCUCGAAAAAUCAAAUAGUAAGCGCAAGACGUAUACCAUAUAUAACGCUAAGAACCCUAAUCACAGCUUACAUAGCCGGUUCCUCCGUGAAAACGGGUACGAUGCUGGCCUCCCCGACGACGCCGAAUAUGGCGAAUUGAAUCACAGACAUGACUUUAAUGGUAGCAAUAUCCUUAAUAAUCUCAAUGGUAACGCAGAUGCAUUGUUCACUUCUAGCCCUACGCCACUAGCCUCACCUCUCCGUUCUGGUGACCAAGACAUACCCGUGGAAUACAGUGAGGAGGAUGGCGUAAUCCCUAAAUUACACAUCUACCUUAAAUUAUACUUUAAUGUUUGCCACACCACUCACAUUGACAAACCCAGAACACCGUGUAAUAUUUAUGAGAUGCUGCUUUGGUGUUCCGGUUUACAGUUUAAUCGCGUAUACAAAAAUCUUCGUGAACAUUGUGAUUCAUUGUUUGAGAAACAGCCAGAUGAGCGCAAUCCUGAACACAAAAUUGCAGUACCAAUUGCUGCAUCUCCGAAAUAUAUUUCCUACAAUGACAUUGAUGCUGCAAUUGAUCACAUUACGUCGCGCUCUUACCAACUGCUGACUGCCAUACUAGGUACAGGCGAUGCAGAGUGCAAGUAUGCAUCUGACUUCUGUACCAACGUCCUUAGAUUACAAUAUCCCUCCAGAGGUGAGGACUGUUUGCACACGUUACUAGAUAUACUACGCAGAAUAUUCCCAGCUCUCCAGUUCCUAGAGAGCAAGUGCAGCAAUCCAGCAACAGAUUUUGGUUGGGGCGAUUGCCUGUACGGUAAAGAUAUCCCUACAGCCAAAUCACAGUGUACCGACCACUCAACCGACAAAGCUACGUGCCAAGCAAAAUGCCAGGCAAAGUGCCAACCAAAUUGCCAACCUAGAUCACCAUUAAUGUCUUACUUAAAUGACUGCUUACCGGGCCAUUUGCCUCACCAAUUGCAAUCGGUGGGAUGUAAAUCUAUAUGUUCGACGUGUACCAAGAGCGGACCUGGUGUACCCUGUAUGACGCCCCUUGGCUUCAGAGCGUUCUCAGGCAGUGUCAAAACCGGCCGUGACAUUUGCGACAUCAUUAGAGAAUUCCUAGGUAACGAGUACAUUCCAGCCCUAUUUAGCCUCGUUCCUAAGCCGCCGUUCACAUUGCCUGAACACUUCAGUUUCACGCUGUCCUUAGUUCGGGGCUGGCAUAAAACCAAAACACCAACCAAAAGCCUGAUCAAACAGUCAGUUGAAUCAUCAAUCAUCGACAUGUCCAUCGCACUAUGUGACGAGCCAAGCAACCUUACAGAUGCGCUUACUGACGCAUACGGCGCCGACUGCAGUAAAUGCGAGCAUCCUCACAUCACCAAUCUCACAAGCUCAGGCAUAUGUAAUAGGGGAGGUAAAGACGUUGCCUGCGCCCCUUACCUAUCGUCACUCUCCUCGGCUGUAUAUCGCUACAUGGCGGAGAAACACGGCAAGUUGUAUCUGUCGUGGGCCAUUUACCUUCCUUGGGCAUUCCAUAAUUAUUUGCGUGAAUUAAUCGAAGCCUUCGCGGCCAUAUUCUGCGAGGACUGGGGAUGCCGCUCGUGCUUACAAAGCGCCAAUUGCAGGCGCGGGAAGCAUGGACUGAGCGAAAAGAAGGAUGACGAAGAUGCAAAGCCUCAUUGCCAGUGCGCUUCCAUUGCGAAAUGUAAGGGUGUCACGCCAACCUUUUACAGCUAUGGGUUUAUCGUUCCUGAUGCAUGGACGUUAGAUGAAGAGGGCACAAGGAAGACAUGCGACAAUUUCUACGACGAAUUAAAGAAUGUCGUUGAAUCAAAAUAUUUCACGAAGCUGUUCGACGCGUGCGACAAUUUCCUUAAAGAAAUAAGGUGGCCUUUCAUGCUAACAUUAUUAUCCCUCUGGUCCCUCUCUUUGCUCUACGUGCUGCACAUCACCGUCGUCCGCCUCGACGUCCUGAGGAUACGCUCCCACCUGCGCUCGCCCUCAAGCCACCGCAUCGCCGCGCAGUCCCUCCUCGCCGCCGCACGCGUCAAGGCACUCGCCAACGUCAAGUACUUCUCACCAUAA